UGUCAAAAUUAGCUUGUUUGUGUUUCGAUUCCGCGUCGGGUUGAGUUUGCGAAACGUUUCUAUUUUUCUUCCACAAAUUUGCUCGGAAUACCUACUAAAAUGUCCUUCAAAGGCUCGAAAGUGCAAAAGGUGAUGGUUCAACCCAUCAACCUUAUUUUCCGCUACCUCCAGAAUCGAUCUCGAGUUCAGGUUUGGUUGUACGAGAACACCCAUCUCCGGAUAGAAGGACACAUCGUUGGUUUUGACGAGUACAUGAAUUUGGUUCUGGACGAAGCUGAGGAAUUCAACACGAAGAAACAAAACCGUCGUCAAUUGGGCCGUGUAAUGUUGAAGGGAGACAAUAUAACACUCAUCCAAAAUGUUGCAAAUUGAGAAACUUAGAAUUGAGACCUGCGAAAACAUUAAUUCUAAUUAUGAGUGAACUUUAUUCAACUAUUUUCGUGAGAGUGUGAGAAAUACGAAUAUACUGUAAAGUAUUGUAAAUUAAGAAUAAAACGAAGUGAAUUGAUCUA
Toxorhynchites rutilus septentrionalis is the source of this 512-nucleotide messenger RNA. It is a transcript of the gene SmE, whose product is annotated as probable small nuclear ribonucleoprotein E. Gene Ontology annotation, cellular component: U4/U6 x U5 tri-snRNP complex; U1 snRNP; U2 snRNP. Lineage: Eukaryota; Metazoa; Arthropoda; Insecta; Diptera; Culicidae. Gene Ontology annotation, molecular function: RNA binding. Bases 100 to 372 code for a protein of 90 amino acids. Gene Ontology annotation, biological process: spliceosomal snRNP assembly; mRNA splicing, via spliceosome. The transcript is spliced from 2 exons. The record is from RefSeq and is a predicted model, not a curated record.